ACACGAGUAAUCAGCAUUGACUAUCAGAAGAACAAUGGCAACAGCGAACAUUCAGAGUGAUGCAGGUGAUGAUUUCGUCACUUGUGGUGUGUGUUUCAACGAAUACCAUGAGGAAACAAAGAAGCCGAAAAGUCUACCUUGUUCGCACACCAUCUGUCUUUCGUGCCUUCGGGAAAUAUUUGAGGAUGGUUCCAUUUCAUGCCCCUUUUGCCGCAACGUAUCCAAUUACGCAAGUUUGGAAUCAGUAGAAACAUUGCCCACAAAUUUCUCUGCCCUUCACAUACUCAAGUUGAACAAAGAAAUGACAAAGUUUGAAUUUGAACAAUGUUGGUGCUUUACUUGUGGUUUCAAGGCACAGGCAGAUUGCCCAGCUUCUAAACAUGAUCUCCUUACUGUCAAGCCAGACACAGUCAAGAAUUUAGAUGGCUUCAUUAACUUGAGGAACGAAUUUUACAGUAUUAAAAAUGAGGAAAAUGACAAUUUGACCAUGACGAUUCAAAAGAUUAGUGAAAUUCAAGUCCACCUAGAUCUUUAUUCAAAAGCUGUGAAAGCUGAAGAGGAAGAAAUACGCGAACUUCAAUAUCAAAAUGACCUGCUCAAGGCGGAAACACUUUCGAAAUUGGACAGUUUGGAGAUUUUUCAGCAAGUGACAAGAAAAAACUCUCAGAAUGGAAUGACGGAAUUCUUCUUGGCGGAAGUGGCAUCCCAUAAUUCGAAAAAUUCAAACACUGAAGAAACUUUGGCAAAAAUGAAAGAUGAAUGGAAAAAGUCUUUGGAAAUGUCCAAAUCGACACUUGAAACUGCGACAGCCAUCGCCGCCGAGUACGAAAGCAGGAAGAAAAUGCGGAUUGCUGUCAAGAUUUUCGACGAAAACAAUCAACCCAUUCCAACGUGUCCACUUCUCGAAAAUGGAUUCACUCUGCUGACUGAGGACACAUCAGAUCCGCUCGUUUUUCGAAAUAUGGCGUCAUUGUCGCACGCUGCGUUUUCGUUAAUGCGUAAGAAACAGGCGGUAUGUCCAGUUGUUUCCGCUGAUUUGGAAACCGACGAAGAUGAUGAUUGUUUUCAAGAACCUGAAGGAAUGAUUGAUUCAAUCCUGGCUAUUGUUCACUCUCCAGAAGAUUCGCCAUAACCUGAUGUUAUUUUGGUUCUAUCAAGCUAAUUGUGUUGCGUAUUAUAUUUUUUAGCAGGAAGCGUAAGCCACUCUUCAAUUUAUUUGGUUGUCCAGUUUAUUUAAUAAUCAGUUAGUUCAUUUUUUCACUUUGGUGUGUAAUUUCUCUUCACUCAUGAAAUUUUUUCAAAAAUCCCGUUUCCCCUUAAAUGACGACUUCCCUUUUUAGCGUAUUAAAAAACUUUAAUCGUUAUGUGUAUCAUGUAUUGACGUUAAGAAACAUUCACCUAAUUUUUAUAGUUUAA
Daphnia pulex (common water flea) is the source of this 1416-nucleotide messenger RNA. RefSeq names its product RING finger protein nhl-1-like. Bases 35 to 1132 code for a protein of 365 amino acids. The transcript is spliced from 4 exons. NCBI's taxonomy places the organism in Eukaryota, Metazoa, Arthropoda, Branchiopoda, Diplostraca, Daphniidae. The record is from RefSeq and is a predicted model, not a curated record.